Messenger RNA from Fundulus heteroclitus (mummichog), 6816 nucleotides. RefSeq names its product solute carrier family 16 member 4 (gene slc16a4). Lineage: Eukaryota; Metazoa; Chordata; Actinopteri; Cyprinodontiformes; Fundulidae. Gene Ontology annotation, biological process: transmembrane transport; monocarboxylic acid transport. Bases 625 to 2346 code for a protein of 573 amino acids. The transcript is spliced from 11 exons. Gene Ontology annotation, molecular function: monocarboxylic acid transmembrane transporter activity. The record is from RefSeq and is a predicted model, not a curated record.
CAGGGGGCUCACUGCGACGUCCCGAUCACGUGGCUGUCCCAUCGGCGAGGACUCCUCUCUCCACCCCACCACCUCCACUUCCACCCCUCUCUCUCUCUCUCUCUCUCUCUCUCUUUCUCUGCUCCUCUGCGCAGCCGGCGAUGCUGAGGCUGCGGUGGGAGAUGAAGCGUUGCUGCUCCGGCGCGUAGAGGCGAAAGUUAUGGCACGGCCAUCCUCCUGCGCGCAGAGCAGAGCGUCCCGCAGCAGCUUGUGCCACGGUGCCGCACCGGGAGCGCGCACUGCCUCUCAGACACGCCAGAAAUCCCCCUCACGCAACCCGUCUUAUCAGUCCUAAGUGGGGGGAGAAUAUAGGUCCUGAAAGGGUGUCGCCGCCGACAAGGGGAGGAAGAACUGACAGUUUAUUCUCUCAGAAGUGAGUGAGGGGCGCAAUGUAACAGGCCUGCCGAGUAAAGAUAACCCACCCGCAGCUACCGCACGGUUUCAAGCCGAUCCGGUUGAAACCAUACUUCCACCUGCUCUUCGCCAACAAUUAGAAUGACACUAUAGGACCUGUGAGUUCUUUCUUCACCUGCAGUGCCUUCAGGGGAAAUACCAAGACAGCAUUAAAGUGAAACAAAGGCCACAAUGAACCUGUUCGGGAGAGAUGCAAUGACCACAAAGAAGGAGAAGGAGAAAGAGAUUCAGUAUGAGGACCCUCCAGAUGGAGGGUGGGGCUGGAUGGUGGUCCUCCAUUGUUUCUUGGUAAAUGUGCUUGUGAUGGGCACAUUAAAAAGUUUUGGGAUUUUCUUUGUGGCAUUCCAAGAUGAGUUUGGCGGCUCAGCCGAGAGCAUCAGCUGGAUCGGUUCCAUCAUGUCUAGUUUACGACUUUCUGGAGCGCCCCUUGCCUCUGUGGCCUGUGCCAAGCUGGGACCGAGGGUGACCUCAAUCUCCGGUGCAGUGCUAGUUAGUGGAGGCUUCAUCUUAAGCAUCUUUGCCAGCAGUGUGGUAUACCUCUACAUUAGCAUGGGAGUGGUAGUCGGAAUGGGUUUUGCACUACUAUACCAGUCGUUUUCAGUGAUAACAGCGCUGUACUUCAGAAAACGCCUGGCAACAGCAUAUGCGAUUGGCCGAUCUGGAAUGGGUUUGACCUUUGCCCUGGCUCCAUUCACCCAGCUGCUUCUGGAUCAGUAUGCUUGGCAAGGUGCAAUGCUGAUUCUCGGGGGCCUCAUGCUGAACUUGGUGGCUUCCGGGAUGCUUCUGAGACCCAUCAAUGUGAAGCCGCCUCUUUUAAACCCUACUUCUUUGCCCAUCCAAAAGAGCCCUGCCAUUUCCCUGAAGAGCUCUGCAGAGAAGGACUACCCUAAAAACUGCCUGAGUAGCUCUCCUCCUUUAACCAAUGGUGUCUCCAAAUCAGGCUCCCUCCCACCCUCUCCUUCACCUGACAGGGACACUGAAAACUUGAGAGGACAAUGCAUUCAUGGACAUGAGAGCCAGUCACUGAACCCUGAAUUGACUAAACUGGUCCUAAAUAACAUAAAUGGCCACGAGCCCCAACAUGACUCGGGUCAGUGUAAGCCUGCAACCCCAGACAGCCCGGCGGAGAUGAAUGGUAGCAUGAACAGGUCCACAACCAUUGGAGUUCCUUUACAGGCCAGUGUGCCGACUGAGGUGGCAGUCGUAAAAGACAAAGUACUGGAUUUCUCAUUACUGAAGGACCCCUUCUUUUGCAUCUACACUUGGUCCUUGGUGUUCAGUCAACUGGCCUACUUCAUCCCGUACUUCCACCUGUCUGCCAGGGCCAGAAACCUGGGGAUCGAUGCCAUGGAUGCCUCUUUCAUCAUCUCUGUAGCAGGUAUCACGGAGACCAUCGCCCAGUUGGCCUCUGGUUGGGUGACCGACAGGAACCUGUUUCAUAAAUAUCACUUCCACAAAGCCUACCUGAUCCUCUGCGGCUUGGUCAAUAUGCUCUCCCCUCUGGCCACCUCCUACAUACUGCUGAUGGUGUACGCUGUCUUCUUUGCUAUCUUCUGUGGAGGCUACAUGGCUCUGCUGCUACCUGUUCUGGUUGAUCUUGUUGGGUCGGAGAAACUGAAUAACUCCAUGGGCUUCUCCAUGUUCUUUGUUGGCUUGGGUUGCCUCACUGGGCCUCCACUGGCAGGGUUUCUGUACGACUACACACAGACUUAUGACUGCUCCUUCUACCUGGCGGGCCUCUGCUACCUUCUUUCCUCCCUGUCCUUGUUCAUGGAGCCGCUCGCUCAGCGCUGGAAGAACAACAGAAAACUCUCUCAGGACCAGAGAGCAGAAAGCAGCUGUAAGAUCAACGGCUGCUUCACCCCCGACCACCUGCAAAACGGUGCUGUGUAAGAACAAAAAACCGGGAGUUGAACUAACAUGCUCCCGACCACGGGCCUGCACAGCCUGGACCCUAGACUCUCACCUAAAGCCGGGACCUGAACCUUUCAGCGAAAGCGCGAUACCAGCAUUACAGUAAUACAAGAACAUACAACAGUCUGAAUAUUUCACCAUGCAGAACUAAUAAGAAGCCAAAAUCCAUGUGUUCGGCAGAACAUUUUUAAUAUCAGCGGCGCACACAUCACUACUGAAGGUAAUCCAGCACAACUAAACUGAACAGUGCAGAGCAAGGAACCAAGCUCACAACCCUGUCUCCGAGGAGUAAUCCUACGACGCUAUCAAGCACAUAUCCACGAGGAGGUGUUGCAUCUGAUGUCUUUAAAAGCAUUUAUCUGUAUGUAUAAACCUGUUCUCACGGAUAUGCACUUUGGGCCAAGGUAUGACUAUGCUGCAUGAUUUCAAACUGCCAGGGAGCCAAAAUACCCAGCAACCCCACUACUGUAGCCUGAUCCUUUGUCCCAGUGAGUUAUCUAAAGUAUAAAGCCAAAAAACGCACAUUGGAAGACGCAGUCGGAGAUUAUUGUAGGCAUGUGCUAACAUUUAACUUUUAAGCACCGAAUGAUCCGUGCAUAUUUGUCUUGAACUGUAAUUCUCAGCAGACGUGUAGGUGAAAUUUCAUCCAGACGCUCCGUUUAAUUGAAGAUUUUCUUAUUUUUCCUCUUCUGAUUCCGUUAAACAUCUCCUGUUCCUCUCCAACCAGUUCACGCCAAUCCAUCCCCACGUCUCUCUUAAACUAACCAGUUCAGUUUUCUGGAAUUUUUGAAGCUUGAUGUAUGGGAAGGGCAGACUAUGUGUUUCAUAACUUCGACCAGCUGGAAGCUCACUCCAGAAUUACAGCUGCUUUCGACACUUUUACGUAACUCUUGACUUUAUGCUUUCGCAUGAAGUUACCCCCCACAAACGCUUCACAUGUCCAUUGACGCUGCAGCUGCUGAUAUACUCACUUUCAUCUCCUAUUUUUAAACUGGAAGUGAGUGUGUCUCAGCAUAUAAAAGGUCGGCAUGACAUUACACCUAAACUGGCUUGAAUCCCUUAUUAGCUGUUAAACUGGUUUGACAACCACAGUUGUGUAAUAAAUACAGCUGUCACUUCUGCUGCAACACUUGGAGCGCGUUCACACGGCAGUCAGAGUUUAAUUCACUUUAAUCAUUCACAGUUUGUCAGCUUUACGCUGUAAAUGAUCAUUUUGACCUUUGAGUCUCUUGCAUGUAAGCUAUGUUAAUUUUGCACAGACAUUUCAACUGCUCACCUUAUUUCAUCAUCUCAGCAUCUGUCAUUGCUCACACUAAUAUAUUUCAGGUAAAAAAAAAAAAAAAAAAACACUUCUCCAAAUUUAAAGAAGUUGUAUACUACAGUGCCUUGCAAACGUAUUAGUAGUGUUCAAACCUUUUCUGUUUUUGUCACGCAACAACCCCGAACUUCAAUGUAUUUUAUGAAAUCUGAUGUGACGGAAUAGCACAAAGUAGACCAUGAGUGUGAAGUGGAAGAAUACAAAGAUGCAUGAUGUUUCUUUUCUUUUUUUUUUUUUUUUUUUAUAAAAUAAAAAUAUGACAAGUGUGGCUUGAAUUUGCAUUCAGAGCUUCCUGAAGAGUUUAAAUCUGAUUUGGAAGCCAUGAGCAUGUCUCUACCAUCUUUGAACAAAUGAUGUUUGGGCAUUCUUCUUUCUAAAGCUUAUUUAGGUUGGAUGCAGAGCAAUGGUGAAACAAAUUAUAUCCCUGGAUAUUGUAAAGCAUGUAUACACUUUAAUCUAAAUCAUUUCACCGUAGCUCUGGCUGUGUCUGGCUAGUUCUCCGGUCUUUAUUCAGCGAGCCUUUAACAGGGGUUUCUCUCAUGUAUUUAGCUCCAUUCAUCUCAUUUCCUACCAGCUUCCCCUUUUUGCAUCCAAAAAACAAUUCGCUUGUAGUCUAAAAAACAUACCUGAGCUGUUGAUCUCUCCAGCUCCUCUAAAGAAACCGUUAGCAUCUUGACCAUUUCUCUUAUUAAUGCUCUCCUUGCCUGGCCUGUCAGUUUACGGCUGCAGUCUGUGGAACCGCUUGUAGCUCCUCAGGACCGCCAGUGAAAGUUAUCAACAUCGGCUAAAAUUGACACAGAACUGAACAGUGUUAUUCUAUUUAAAAGCAAUAUAAAGGCUAAUUUUAGCAGGUUUUCUAUCUACUUUUAUGCAGUGUCAUACUUCAGUCGUUAUUCUGUCAUUAGGACACAAACUACAUGCUUUUAUUUUAGCUUUUUUCAUAAACAUGUUCAAUUCAGGGUAAUGUGUCAUUUUACUGUGAAAAUUUGAUGUUUUUCCUAGUUCCAAAAUUGUAACAUAGUAAAAAACUUCAUGAUUCUUUUCCUGCAAAACCUGCCUAUUUUAUACCGCAAUUACAGAAUUUGGCAAUGAUGUUUUCUCUAUCAGACCUGCAGGUUUUGCAGCUCUAGUCAAAUCUCAGUUAUUGGAAGCGAUUGAAAAUGGCUUUUUUUUUUUCAAUUGGAAAGGUUGCAGCGUCCUGAUUCCAGCAGACAACAGUGUCUCAGUAGGUUUGCAGUUGUGCCACUCCUCACAUCACUAGAUGUUGGAUCGCGCAGAGCUGUGUGAGAUGUUCAAAGCUUGGAAUGACCCUGCUUUCAACUUCUCCACAGCUUUCUCCCUGACCUGUCUUGAGUCUUUACGUUGCGCUUUGUUCUCUAAGGUUCUCAAAGAAAACUCUGAGGUCUUCCCAGAACAGCCUCACUAAUUCUGAGAUUACAUUAUAAUACAUACAGAUUAUUAUUCCCUAAUAUUCCUUAAUUAGGUGGCUUUGGAAGAUAAUUGAUUGCACUGGAGUUUAUUUAUCGGUAUCAACGUAAAACAGGAUGAAGACAUGCAUAAAAAAACUGUCAGAAUUUGCUUGUUAAAAAAAUAUUGAAAAUCAUGCGUCGUUUUACUUCCACUUUAAAACUCUGCACUACUUGGUGUUCUCCGUCACAUAAAAUCCCAAUGAGACACACUGACGGUGUGGACGUAGCAUGAUCCGGUGUAAAAACACUCGGCUGGUAGGUACGGAUUUGCAAAGCCCUGUGUUUAAACCUCCUGUGCCUGCAAGCCCCCGCAAAAGUCAAAACGCUUCAUUAAGAAAACUCACUAAACAUCUGCUGUCGCCCUUUCAAAUGCUACAAAUGUAAAAAAAAAAAAACCCUCUUCUUUUGAUUCUGUGGGCUACAUCUUAUUUUACCAAUGCACACGUUCAGAUGAGAAGAUGACAGAUCUAUGCAAUACGCACUCGUUUACUUUCCUUUUAAAUUAAGGUGCACACAUUCAUCUGCUGCAAAUCCACCAGAGAAGACGCCUAUUUGUGCUUUUCUGCAGAUUAUGGUCACAGCUGAAUUUAGCGGUGGUGGAGCUGAAUAGGUUUUCUUUGGUACUGUGUGUGAUUGUUUUUUUUUGUCAGCUUUGUUUGUCUAUAAAUCUGUGACCAACUGAGAUGAUUAUGUGAUGUUGCCCAGUUUUGACCUAACAGAAAAGCUUUUGGGUUUUCUUUCAGACUGGUGCCCAAACUUUUUAGCGUCGGCUGGUGCAAACUUGUUGUGUUUGAACAUGAAACUCUGUUGGUUCUUGAAUCUUUUUAUAUACUUUAUAUAUAUUAGAAGGUUUUAUUUGUGUGUUUUCAGUGGGUUCCUAGGUUGUUGUUUUUUCACCAUUUGCCUUACAGGGUCUUUUUAUCUUUUACUAACUUUCCUGUAAUAUCUGCCAAAGAUCACAAUAGCAAACCUACUUACGACUUGAAGCUUAUAACUGGACAUAAAUGAAAUGAAAUGGUGUGGACUGCGACUAUCGCGUCUGAUCGCCUUGUGUUCAAAAUCAGCUGAUGUGUUUUCUCAUGCCGCCCCCUUGUGGGUUGAGUAGGCUCCUGCUCCAAGAAUGUUGUAUCAAUUAGCACCAAAUUAUUCCCCCUCAACUCGCUUUCACAAUACUGAGCAAGGCUCUUUGUAUUGUUUCCAUGACGAGUCAUGCACUAAGGCUCUUUUGGCUCACGAGUUGCAUUCACUCACAAGCCAGUACGCUUUUGUGCUUUAGGGCCACUGAGGUUUUUGUACCAUUGAAAAAAAAAUAUACUUUCAAUGAAAAAUAUAUGAUGCUUUAAAAGUAUGUAUGUGGUACUCAGUUUUAAACAUCUGGUCUUAAGGUGGUGAUACCUGAACACCAUUUGAGUGCUUUUUUUAAAAAGCAUUCUUCAUUUUUUACCUUUAUUUUGUUGUUGUUUGUUUUGUUUUCGUUUCUUUUUCAGUGAAUGCAUCACUGGGAGAACUGUUUGUUCGCUGCUCUGGUUACUGGGUUUCUCUAGCAAAUAAGCUUAACCAAUCAUAGGUAUUCUGUUCCGAGAGUUUAGAUUUUUGUUUUUUGUUUUUUCCAAACUUGUAACAGAGCACAACUCAGACGUAAUAAAAUGAUUUGUGACUCAA